ACCUUUGCCAAAAUUGACCACCAAUUUCACUUUCACUAUUAAAAUUUAAAAUGGCCGAUAGUUAAUGUUGUGAUUGUUUUAUUUAACUAUUAUGCGUUUGAGAAUACAUCAAUUUGUGUUAAAAUCAUGAAUUAAACUUCUAACAAUGUCAAGAACUGUUGAAGUGACGGACCAAGGAUCAUUCAUCCCUGCAUCCCAAAGACCAGAUGGCAGUUGGAGAAAGCCGCGGAGGGUGAAGGAGGGCUACGUACCCCAAGAGGAAGUGCCACUAUACGAAAGCAGGGGGAAGCAGUGGCGAGAAAGCCAGGUCCGGCAGUACCCAGUGGGUUAUGACCCAAGCAUUAUCCGGGCGAAGGAGGAGGCCAAGCAAGCAGCAGUGCGCACACAGAUACCUGGUCUUGUCAUCGAGACUGAAGGCAAGAAGAAAAAGAAAAAGAAGAAAGGUGGAGAAACCGUGGUGAAUGAACAGCCACAAAGCAAGAAUGCAAAGACUGAAACAGUGGUUAACUCGAACUCUGAAGCUGUGGACGAGUGGCAAACUGUCCAGUCAAAGAGUGCAAAGAACACAAAAGCUACUGAAUCCUCAACACAAAAUGCUGCUCCUGCUAUGGUUGACCCAUCCAAGCGUUUAAAAAAUCUUAAGAAGAAACUGAGAGAGAUAGAAGCGAUUGAAGCGAAGAUUGCUACUGGUGAAAUAAAAAAACCCGACAAAGAUCAGGUUGAUAAAGUCAAUAGAAAAGCUGAUGUAUUGAGUGAAAUAUUUGCUCUAGAGUUGAGUGUAGACCAGUGACGAUUAUUGAUAUACAUAGAGUAAAACAUUGUACGUUACGUCCGAUCAAGAGUCAUACUCUAGCAAUCAUUGCAAUUUUUUUAGGUUACAUGAAGGUUUUAAAAUUUUUAUUUAUAUUGUAAAUAUUUGUUUUCAAUCAUGUCUUGUACAUAUAUACAUUCAAUGUUUUGCAGUAGGCAUGAGCCAGAAUUUUCAUUUAAAACACAUCAAUGUUUUAUAAUAGUCGUAUUAGGAGAAAUAAAUCAUUUAUCACUGAAUAGAACAUUA
Molecule: messenger RNA, 1057 nt
Organism: Homalodisca vitripennis (glassy-winged sharpshooter)
Lineage: Eukaryota; Metazoa; Arthropoda; Insecta; Hemiptera; Cicadellidae
Gene: Pym
Product: partner of Y14 and mago
Exons: 3
Coding region: 146-790 (214 amino acids)
Biological process (GO): exon-exon junction complex disassembly
Cellular component (GO): exon-exon junction complex; cytoplasm
Molecular function (GO): RNA binding
Source: RefSeq, a predicted model, not a curated record